AUGGAUUUCAGUGGCCGCUAUGAACUUCAGAGCCAGGAAAAUAUGGAGCCGUUCUUGAGUGCUCUGGGAAUUCCAGAUGAUGAGAUUGAGAAGCUCAAGGACAAAAAGAGUGUUACUAAAAUUGUUCAAAAUGGAGACGACUUUAUAGUGGCUAUAGAAACUGGCAAUUGGGUGCUUGUUAAUAACUUCACCCUUGGACAUGAGACCCAAGUGGAAACUCCCACAGGCGAGAGAGCCAAGGCCAUAAUGAACCUGGAAGGGGAAAAUAAGCUGGUUGUUAACAUACAAGACAUGACUUCUGUUGCAGAGUUCAAUGGGGAUCUACUGAUUAAUGUAAUAACUCUGGCUGGCAUUGUUUACAAGCGGAUAAGCAAAAAAAUGGAAAAUCCCAAUGAAGGUCAAUGUAGCUCAUCAUAA
This is a messenger RNA of Hypanus sabinus (Atlantic stingray), 417 nucleotides long. Its product is annotated as fatty acid-binding protein 1, liver-like. The coding region runs from base 1 to 417 and encodes 138 amino acids. Gene Ontology annotation, molecular function: fatty acid binding. Gene Ontology annotation, cellular component: cytosol; nucleus. Lineage: Eukaryota; Metazoa; Chordata; Chondrichthyes; Myliobatiformes; Dasyatidae. Gene Ontology annotation, biological process: fatty acid transport. The transcript has 4 exons. The record is from RefSeq and is a predicted model, not a curated record.